This is a messenger RNA of Lachnellula hyalina, 1092 nucleotides long. Its product is annotated as putative vacuolar amino acid transporter. The transcript has 4 exons. Gene Ontology annotation, biological process: basic amino acid transmembrane export from vacuole. Gene Ontology annotation, cellular component: fungal-type vacuole membrane. The coding region runs from base 1 to 1092 and encodes 363 amino acids. The record is from RefSeq and is a predicted model, not a curated record. NCBI's taxonomy places the organism in Eukaryota, Fungi, Ascomycota, Leotiomycetes, Helotiales, Lachnaceae.
AUGGUUCCUCCAACUCAGACGUUGAAUUUGGAUAUUGAGGCAAUUAGUGGGAUUUGCGGGUCAAUAUCUCUUGCUUGUUGGAUUGUAGUAUUUUCUCCUCAGAUUAUUGAAAAUUUCCGCCGCGGGUCAGCUGAUGGCUUGAGCGUGCGUUUUAUCGUUGUGUGGGCUGCUGGAGAUGUCUUCAAUAUUCUUGGAGCAAUACUGCAAGGAGUGCUUCCUACCAUGGUACAUGUCCCUCCAGCUACCCCACCUAUCAUCCUGGCAAUCUACUACCUCAUAGCAGACAUAGUCCUCCUCGGCCAAUGCUUCUACUACCGCGGCUUCACCUGGCACGACGACCCCAACCCGCCCCCGAAACCCACCAUCGUCACAAACGUAGGCGAACCCUCCGAGACCUCCGGACUCCUGCAUCCACCCCGCGGCCCAGAACGCCACUCCAGCAUCUCAGGCUCGCACCUCUCACCUGCCGUCCCGCUCCUCGACGCCUCAUCGCCCGCUCCCGCAAACGCGAGGCCAACGACCCGUCUGCAAGCCGUACUCUUCAACUUCGUCGCGAUCCUCAUGGUCUGCAUCGCCGGUGUAUUCGGCUGGUGGCUUUCGGAACGCAGCAGUUCAAGCCAUCACCCGACCACACAUCACGAAAACCACCACCACGACUCAGAAGUGCAGUUCUCGCUCUGGGGCCAGAUCUUCGGGUACCUUUGCGCGGCACUCUAUCUGGGAUCACGCGCUCCCCAGCUCCUUCUAAACUACCGCCGCAAAUCCACAGAGGGCAUCAGCAUGCUUUUCUUCCUAUUCGCGUGCAUUGGGAACCUGACAUACGUAUUGAGUAUUUUUGCAUAUGAAGCACAUUGCGAGGAUAAGCAGGGGAGAUGCAGGAAAGGAGAGGCGGCGAGUCUGUAUGGGCGAUAUAUUGCAAUGAAUGCGUCGUGGCUGGCUGGCAGCCUGGGGACGCUCCUGUUGGAUCUGGGGAUUUUCGUGCAGUUCUUUUUGUAUAGGGAGAGGGAAGUGGUGGUCGAGGAGAGGCUUGAGAAUGGGAGGGGGCGGCACGAGAGGCCGUUGUUGGAGAGGGGCGAUUCGAACUAUCAGUAG